AUGAGGAUAACCCACCGGCUCUUGAUGGCUACGGCUAGAAAAACAAGGCAAGGCCUUCGACCCGAGCCAAUGGCUUUACUGCCACCCAUACCGCUGUAUAGAAGGCUUCUACGAGCGCAUCGGAAGCAUUUGCCCACCGAGAUGCGAUUAUUAGGCGAUGAGUACAUCAAGAGCGAGUUCAGAGCUCAUAGGGAUGUGGAAAAUCCCGUGCACAUUGUUGGGUUCUUGACUGAGUGGCAGCUUUAUGCCCAGAAGUUAGAGGGAAAUUCGUGGGUUGGAGAACGUAUGGAUCCUGGGAAAAUCGAGAAGAUGAGCGAUCAACAAAUUGCACAGAUGUACGAACUCAUGCAAGCGAUACAGAAGAGACAGCUCGACGAUGGCGAAUCGGAGUAG
Venustampulla echinocandica is the source of this 393-nucleotide messenger RNA. Its product is annotated as Acn9 family containing protein. Gene Ontology annotation, cellular component: mitochondrial intermembrane space; mitochondrion. The transcript is spliced from 3 exons. The coding region runs from base 1 to 393 and encodes 130 amino acids. Gene Ontology annotation, biological process: mitochondrial respiratory chain complex II assembly; succinate metabolic process. Lineage: Eukaryota; Fungi; Ascomycota; Leotiomycetes; Helotiales; Pleuroascaceae. The record is from RefSeq and is a predicted model, not a curated record.